Xyrichtys novacula (pearly razorfish) is the source of this 7944-nucleotide messenger RNA. The record is from the annotation of a GenBank genome assembly. NCBI's taxonomy places the organism in Eukaryota, Metazoa, Chordata, Actinopteri, Labriformes, Labridae.
GACUGUGAUUGGACGAGGGCUGACCAAUGGGAUGAACGGACUCUUUAUCGCACGGUAACCAAUCAACCCGUAACACCAGUCACCCCAACAAUCACCUUUAAUCGACAGAAGUACACAGUUUGCGGUGAGUUUAUCAGAAUUUUAAUGUAUCUGAUAUUUAUUGCUGAUAUGAGACGUUUUUUUUUUCAAAGCUGGCAUGAGUUUAAUUAUCAACAUAGUACUAAAAAUAAGGGUGGCAUUAACUAAUACAGCUACCAACGUACAAGUUAAGCUAACACUAGCUAAAAACGUUGAUGUUAGCUCCGAGCUCGACAACACGUCAAGAAGCUUCACUUUGCUUGUGUUAACGAGCAGUCAAAGAGACUUAAAACUACAUGGUUGUAGUAAAACUACAAGAAACUAAGAAAGAGAUUUCUGUGGCAGUUAGUAACCGUAUUUGCUGAAAGUAGUGUUGUUUCGUUCGCGAAUGACUCGUUCAAAAGAACCGUAUCUUUUUAGUGACGUAUUGAACCGAAUCAUUUCCUCGAGUGAUUCGUUCGUUUCGUACAUCAGUUGAGCUGAAGUGAGAAACAGCAUUGCCAGUCGAGCAGCCCGGGAACAAGGACCUGCACCGACACCUGAAUCACUUGGUGAACGAAUCAUGCAUUGAACUACACUCUCAUGAAUCACUUUUGUCAGACAAAACUACCUUUUUUUCUGCUGAAUUGCCACCCCAUCAACCUUCAUACAGUAGGACACGCAUGUAACAAGAAGUGCAUUAAACCCGCAGCAUCCUAUCAUUGCAGCGGUUUGGGAGGGAACGGUGUAUGCUCAGUUUGAAUUCUUCCAAACGUUCAGUGAACGAAUCACUCACUGAGCCCAAUUUACUGAGCAGACCUGUUAAUAGCAUGCCAUAGGACAGUACACUUAGAACAUCAUGACUCAUGAGCAAGUUCAUUUUUACAAACCUGUUUGUCAGAGCAACACAGCCAAACACUCGUGUCCCCCAGUCCCAGAAGCUUUGAAUUGAACUGAAUCCUGAACCAUCAGUUCAGGAGGUUGGAGUCGCAGGCUUCUCCAGCCAAGCGCUACAUGAAUCGAUGAUUUGGUGAACGAAUCUUGAACGAAAAGAACUGCAGUGCCCAUCACAAGCUGAAAGUGGGAGAAGUAUUUGUAGCCCAAAUUUGAAGUGUUCAAGUCAUAAGUGUUUAACUUUUACUGUUACAUUGACCAUCCGAGACAGCUUGUGUUGAGUGCUUUUGUUCAUCAGUUUGGUGGAGUGCACAUGUUUGUACUGCAGUUUUUUAUUCUAUGAGGAAAAAACUAAUUUCAAUCAAGCAGCAGCGCCUUUUUAUUUUUGCAUUUUUAAUCACAAGAGGCUGACUCACUGAGCGAUUAAUGUUGGUACAGUCAUCAUGCCCAACAGUUAUUGUUGGAAUGAUUUUCAUAUGGCAGUGUGGGUGGUGUGUAUGCAACUUGUGCUUAUGUGCAUGAGUGUCUAUUUUUUUUACUCUUUUAAAUGUGUGUAUUGGAACAUAAUCUGUAAAUCUGUGUGUGCAUUUAAUGAUUAAAAAAGUCCCUUGUGGCGUCAGCGGGUGUGAUAAAUCACAAUAGUGUUUCUCAAAACAAGCAGAAAGUGAGGAAAGUCACUGAUGAAUCCCAAUUGUAUAGUCUCGUAUUUAUCAAGUUGCCUCUUUUUCCUUAUUCCAGAGAUUUGUUUCAGUUAUUAUAAAGUGAGCAGUGUUAUUUCGUCUCACUGAGCUAUUACCAGGAUAAGGUCAAACUUGGUGUCAGCAGCGAAGCAGUGAGAAGCCGAUAAGCGAACUUACAAGCAGGGUUUCUGUAGAAGCAGAAAAGAUUUGUCUGAAAGGCCAAAAAUCUUUUCAUUACCAGCAAAGAAAAAGAAACAGGUUGUUGAGACAAUGUCAAAGAGUUUUAUUCUCUUGCUCAUUGUAUUUGCAAGUUUUAAAGGCUUUGUCACAGCAGCCUUUGGGUCUUUUUGGAAAAGUACAGUUUUAUUUGCUCACUGGACCUAGAUUUAGUUUACGCUUGUCUUUCCUUUGAGAGUUAUUGAAUAUCUUAUAGCUGUUUCCAAUCCCUCAGGCCCCGUGUGUUUGAUUUUAACUGCCUGAACCAGUGUUUGUUUCAUUCAUAAUACUGAGCCUCAGGAGAAAGGGCUGAACGGCAGUUUUGAACAUCAGGAGACACCAUCUUUUCCUCUUAACUGCAGUGACUAAUGACUGUUAUUGUGGAGCAUCCUCAGCUCUUUGUUUUGUAAAAUCAUGAUUCGUCUGAGAAAGGAGAAUGAUGAUAUGAAUGGGAGGAAAAGGAAAAAUGCUGCAAACAGAGGGCAGCCAGCUGGUGUGGAAUAAGAGGUAAACAGAUAAUAAGGCAGAAAGAGGGGGCAGUCUGACUGAGAUAGCAGCCAUCCUAACAAAAUAUAAUCUCACAGCAAACAUGUGAAAGUGAAACACACAGUCCGUACGGACUGGUUUAGGACCUGAUCACAGUGGAACGCUGACUUUGUUGCAUGUUUCUAGUCUGUUUUUGUCAUGAUUGACCUGUGACAAACGACUCAAGGCUCGUAAACAGAAUCAACACUGACCCUGUAGGCAGCAUGUUUACUGUGUGGGAUUUAAAUCAGCUGAUAUAAAUAAUCAGUUUGGCAGAGGUGGGCAGUCUAAACACAGUGUGACUCUUGUGUUUGACCUACAUUCAGCCUAUUGAAAAUAUCUCCUGGUAGAUAUUAACUAUUAUAGGAACAUCAGACCUCAGUUUCUGAACAGUAUCAACCCUCAUAUUUGAAGCUGUCUGUUGAGAUGAGGUGAUGAUACAGGAGAACCAGUGUUUAGAUUGUCUUUUUAUUUUUGCAGAAGUAGUGAAACAAUGAUGGAAAAGCAGUAAAUCUGAGAGUGAAAAGUCUGAGACCUGUAGAGACAGAUCAAUGCAGAAGUUCGACUAAAGAGCCUGGCAGUUGGUGUUUGGUAGACACACUGAUAUCUGUUGGUUUAAACUGUAAGGAGGAGAGAGGAAAGCUUUUAAGAGGCUUAAGAAUUUCUCAAGCUGAGGAGGAAAUAGUGUAAAGAUGGAGAAAUGUCACAUCUACAAGCUCAUGCAACUCUGCUGGACAGGAAAGGCAUUGAGCUGUAAAAAUGCAACAUGCAGUGUGAGCUGCAGGCAAAAAGGCUUGUUAUUAAAGACAUAAAUACAUGUUGUGUAGAAUAACAUUGACCAUACCAUGACCCUGACUAUGUGGACAUGCGUAUUUUUCUAAGCAAGAACAAGUGUGCAGAAAACAGUUCGCACUGUGAGUCUGAAUCAGUUUUCCUUCCUCUUGUUGCAGCAUUUUCACAUUUGAUAGUUUGAACCUUACUCUGUCUGUAUGACCGUAUGUCCAUGGAGAAUAUUCUUGAGCCGGCUUCACAUGAUGAUACUCAGAGUGUUGAACAAUUUCUACACCUCUGUAUGUUCUGUAGUUGUGCCAUAUUGUAUCUGUAACUGCUGAGGAAAAUGUAGGAUUUGGAUACAUGAAGCAUCUGGUUUAUUUUUGUUAUCUGAAAAAAUCGAAUUGUUUUCAAAGAAUAAUCAGUAAUUGAUCAUUAGCAUGUCCAAAUAUCAAUCCUUUUAUUUCUUGUUCAAGUCUGAGGAAUCUCAUCUCAUUAGUUUCCCUUAAUGCAUGAUUCCCCAUUACUUCAUCAACGGGGGGACAUGUUUAUGGGAAGAGAGGACAGUAUCUCUGAACUGUCUUUUGAAGUCUUUUAGAGCAUGGAUCUACAGGCAAAAAAGUGACCAGAACAGCUGAAAGCAGUUGCAGUAGGUACAUUUUCUGCCAUUGAGUGUUCGAUACAAACUUUUAACCAGCAGCCUUUUGCUUCUGGAUUCACAAAGAAACUGUCAUAACAGUGACAGAGAUCUGAAAAAGCUGAGUUUAAUUUGAUUUACUCUCAGAGACUAAUGACAGUAAUUCGGUAAGCUGUAGAAAACUGUCCAAUUACUGUUAUUUAUUUGUUUGCUCUUUUCAGCAGAAAUGAAAGGAGUAACGAGUCAAAUCUGCACUUUUCUCUUGGAUGAUUAUUACUCAUUCCUGCCUCUGACAGUUUAGUGGAUUGGUUGGAGUUUUUUUUAGAUUAGAGAAACAGUCAAAUUAAAGUGUUUCCUGAGUGCAUUUGCCGUGUUUUGAGUGUGUGACAGUGAAAAGUGAGGAGCUUGAUGCACCAAAAGCUGGACUGUUGUCAGCUCUUCCUCUCAUUUCUUCUCUCCAUGCUGUGAGACAUCAGCGGGAGCUCAGGUGUGGCGUGUAGAGCGGUGAUCAAAACACACCUGCACACCUGCUCAGAACAUGCUGGCCAUCAUUGAUGUGGAAAGGCAAAAGGCACAUAUACCGCUGAUCCCCAAACAUAAGAACAUAUAAUUAUGGUGCAUGACUCACUGAUUACACAGAACAUGACAGUGACUCUUCAUGCAGCCUGCAGGGUGGUCGGAUGUGACAUAAGAACUCUGUAUAUCACAACAACCUCUGAAGCUGCUGAUUUAUUCAGAAGCAUUAAAAUUAAAAUAAUUCCUUCAGCAGAUAGUAUACUGCUGUUAUUUCUCAGCCUGUGUCUUGGUGCUGCUGCUGCACGUAUCAUGAAUGAGGCUUUCUCUGCAGUGAAACUCACUGACGCACAUGUUGCUGAAAUAAAACAAGUUCACACAUAAAACAUAAAUUCCAUAAAUAAAACGUCUUUGUUUGGAGUGGCUGCUCUGAUUUCAACUUUUAAAUGAGUCGGUGAGUUUUGUAGCAUUUGAAUAAUAGAGGUGUAGGAGCCAAAUAUGCUGCUGUGAUAACAUAAAAUGAGUUGCAGUUCACUUUGUAUGCCUUAGGUGUCGCUGUCGUGUUAUCUGGGGAUCAGGAGUAAAGGUAGCUACAUUACUGUUGCUGUCAGGCGAUUGACCUGGGAGGGCAAAAGGUUUUCGACCGCUGUGGCGCUAAAUUCCGGCGUUUUUCUUUGUUUAUUCAGUGUUGCUCGACAUCAAUCGCAAAUGGAUUUUGGUAAUGUCCGUCACAUUAAAUUUUGUCCGCUGCAUCAGAGGAACAGCAUCCAGACAUUUUCUGAUCAUCAAAGUCUAACGGUAGACAUUAAGACAUCACAUUAAGUCAUCUUCUUUGACUUCAAAUUUAAAAUACGAUGAGCUAUCAGCUGCUGCCAUGUUGUUGUGUUUUGUUUUGUGUGGCUUUGUGUGAAUUUCCCUUCAGGGAUCAAUAAAGUUCUUCUUCUUCUGGUCAGUAUUCUGCACACACCAGUCUCAGCAGAGACAGACCAGAGAUGUCUCGAAGAAGUGUGUAAUCUUUGUAUUGAAAAACUUGAGGCCUCAAUUUCCCCUCAGUUGCAUUUACGUGAGUGAAGUGUGAGCCGUCAUAAAUUGCAUGAGUUUUCAAACAAAUGCAAAUUGCUCAGAGAUGUUGUUUGUGGAGUGUGUAUUUCAGGGCUGAAAGGACAUUUUGCAUUGUUUUGGUUUGUCACCAUCUUCCAAGAAAAGAAAAUAUGCCUCUCAGUGCACGGCUGAGGUUAUCAGCCGUUGUUGAGGACAUGACAGUCAUUUUACAACAAACCCCUCGGUGUGCCGUCGGUGUCUCUGAGGACAAAAGAUCUACUGCUUCUAUCUUGGACUGGAGUGUCUAUGUGUCUCCCUAAUGGCACAGGCAAUAAUGGGGACGUCCCAGUGGCAUAUAUCUAGACAGGAGUGAUAAUAGGGACGUCCCGGUGGAUUGUCUCAGUAAAUGGCUUCUUGUUGAUGUUCCAGGUAAUUGCAGACUGCAGCUGUCAUUGUUUUCAUCCCCACAGUUGGUUUGCUUGUCAUUUCUGUUGACAAGAGAAGACAUUGUUGUGCCCCUUCGUGCAGAGAUAGUUGAUUUCUGUGCUUGGGUUUGUGUGUGUGUCCCUGGUAGACGCCUGAGUGCAUCAGUGUUUGCUUGGGUUCCAUUAAUUUUGUAACUGCAGCUUUAGAGUGACUCCAGGCAUCAUGCAUCCAUCUUUAUCAAAAGAGUCAAAUAUUCCUCUGAUGUGGUUUUACAUGAGUAACUCUUAUGUUUGUGUGUGAUUGCAAUCCCAAAGCCUCCACCGUCAUAAAACCAGGAUAUUACCGUCAUAUAUCAUCUGUUUGCUGAAUGCUUUGUUACCAUACUGAAAAGCUACACAGCGGUACUGAAUAUAAAUUGCCUUAUCUUACUCAAGUGUGGCAAAACAACAUUUGAUAAACAGUUUAAUCUGUUUCAAAUGUCUCCAUGAAAAGAAACAUGAAUGCAUAUUCUCAAAAGAGUCUCGUAAAACCUGACAAAGAGGCGUAAAGUGUGGAAAACAAAUGAUGUGUCGUCUUCAGGAACGGGCUGAAGUUUACACUCCUCUGUCAUAAGAGAUAAGAAUUAGCAUAAAGAUGGUGAUAACUUUAUUUAAACUUCAUAUAAUUACAAAAGAGAACACAGAGAAGUUUGUUUAAGCAUUAAAACGUUGAGAAUGAGGUGUGUGAUCAGUGAUGAAUUCCUCUCAUCCAGCUCACAGCCUUAUUUUUAUGUGUGUCAUUUAAAAGCCAAAGUGCUGAUAUUUCUGCACACCACUUUUCCAAAGUAUUCAGUCUCUUAUUUUGUUAACAAGGUUUAUAUUAUGAUUGUGCCUCCAAAAGGAUUUUUUUUUCUCUGUCCCAUUUUCCUGACAUCCCCAUCUUCAAAAAAUCAGGAGCACAGGCACAAAAUGUAGGAGUGGCAAAACAACGGCAACGUCCAUUUUGACAUUUUUUAACAAUUCAUUAUUUUUUGCUGUGAGUAUGGUUUACUGUUUGUUAAAGGAUCUUAUUCUUUUCAGAGGCGACUCAGAAAAUAAUCUCUGCACUUUCCUCCAAAAUGAUGGAGAUUAAGAAUGACUUAAAGUAGGGCUGGGCGAUAAACCGAAAAUUUACCGAUACCGAAAUGUAUGACAAUAAUCAAUGUCAUUUUGCCAAUGUUAAUAUAUUCGGUGUCAAAAUUUUAUCAUACUAUAUUGUGACAUUAUAUAUCAUACUAUAUUAUGUCAUGGAAUAGUAUGUUUUUAUCAUGCUAUACUCUGACAUUUUUAAUAUACUGUACUAUGACAUUUUUUUACACCAAAAUUUGACAUUUUUAUCAUAUUAUACUAUAUUUUUAAAUACUACAUUAUAUUAUGACAUUUUUUUCAUACUAAAUUAUUAAAUUUUUAUCAUACUAUACUUUGACAUUUUUAUAACAUACUGUACUAUGGAUUUUUUUUCAAUAAAUAAAUAAAUCAAAGUUAGUUUUGGAUGUGUGUAGGUAGGCUAUGGUCUCAUGUCCCUUUAAGACGCUGUCCUAUGUCAGAGUCAUGACUCCACCCCAUCCAGUCUGUAACAAAGAGGGAAAGACAGGUGAGGAGAUGGAGGACGGUUCAAAAGUUGGAGCGGCUGAAGUAGACCAAGUUAAUGUGGGAGGGGGUGAGCAGCUUGUGGAGUAGUUAUCGUCCAUUUGUUGUUAUUGAGGUGAACUGCUCAAUAUAUCGAGAUAUUGAUUUGAGGCCAUAUCGCCCAGCCCUUACUUAAGUUUUGAUCAAGUUCAUCUUAAUAACCUAAAUGAUUUUAAGGUACUAACACAAGACUCAUGUGGCUCUGUUUUUGUCCAGUGCAUUAAAAGGAUCAAACAAAAAUAAUGAUAAAAAAUCUUAGUGCAGUUGGUGAUGUUUGAGACAUUAAAAAAAUAUGGUGGCAUGUCACUCUUCAGGCAGGAAACUCUGAUGGUACUUCUCAGUGUAAGCAUCUCUGCACACGUUUGUUUUCGAACAGGUUUGACGUGCUGGAUGGAGAACAGGGAGGCCUGGAUAACAAAAAUAACUCCAGCCAAACACUGCUCCAACACUGCUGCUCUGAUGAAUCAUCUGAAGAGCCUGACUCACAUUUUAGAAUUGAUGGCCAUUACCCUGUUUUCUCCAGUACAUUGCAUGACUG